Molecule: messenger RNA, 1138 nt
Organism: Papilio machaon (common yellow swallowtail)
Lineage: Eukaryota; Metazoa; Arthropoda; Insecta; Lepidoptera; Papilionidae
Gene: wal
Product: electron transfer flavoprotein subunit alpha, mitochondrial
Exons: 7
Coding region: 107-1099 (330 amino acids)
Cellular component (GO): mitochondrion
Molecular function (GO): flavin adenine dinucleotide binding; electron transfer activity
Source: RefSeq, a predicted model, not a curated record
AACUUUUUUUUCUAGAGUUAUUCUCAUUCCUUUGGACUUUGACUGACUUUUUAACCUUUUUCAAGAAUUUCCAAAGUUUUAAAAUAAGAAGAAUAUAAUUACUGAAAUGUUUUCGCCGUGCAGCAGGCAUUUAUUUUUUUCUACACAGCUUCGACGAUUGCAGAGUACUCUCGUCUUAGCGGAACAUAACAACGAAGGUUUAUUACCUGUUACACAAAAUGCAUUGAGCGCUGCAAAGAAGAUCGGAGGAGAUAUAUCCGUCCUUGUGGCAGGAACUAAGUGUGGACCAGCUGCGGAACAGAUAUCCAAAGCUAGUGGUGUGUCUAAAAUCUUAGUAGCAGAAAGUGAUGUGUUCAAAGGCUUCACAGCUGAAACUUUAGCACCUCUCAUAUUAGCCACUCAGAAGCAAUUCAGUUUCACACAUAUCUUAGCGCCAGCAACUGCUUUUGGCAAAGCUAUUUUACCCAGAGUAGCCGCCAAAUUAGAUGUCUCACCUAUUACAGAUAUCAUUGGUGUAAAAGAUGCAAACACUUUUGUAAGGACUAUUUAUGCAGGAAAUGCUAUCUUAACAUUAGAGGCGAAAGACCCAAUUAAAGUGGUAACAGUGCGAGGCACUGCUUUCCCUCCUGAGCCAUUAGAAGGAGGGUCCGCAGCGAUAGAGAAGGCACCAGAGGGUGAUUACAAGACCGACCUUGUAGAAUGGGUCUCUCAGGAGCUGACAAAGUCAGACAGACCAGAGUUGACUAGUGCCAAGAAUAUUGUUUCCGGAGGUCGUGGUCUGAAGUCGGGAGAUAACUUCAAGCUGCUGUAUGAUCUAGCAGACAAGUUGAAUGCUGCAGUGGGAGCGUCCCGUGCCGCAGUCGACGCUGGCUUCGUGCCCAAUGACCUGCAGAUUGGACAGACGGGCAAGAUUGUUGCACCUAACCUAUAUAUUGCGGUGGGAAUAAGUGGUGCCAUCCAGCAUCUUGCGGGUAUGAAGGAUUCCAAGACAAUUGUUGCCAUUAACAAAGACCCCGAAGCACCCAUCUUCCAGGUAGCAGAUUACGGUUUAGUAGCGGACUUGUUCAAAGCAGUUCCCGAACUAACCUCAAAGUUGUGAACAAGAGAUAAAUAUAUUAGUGUUAGGAGAAAAAUUUUA